CCCUUACGAUCGAGCUGUUUGAUAUUCGUGCAGAUGAGCGGAUUCUCCGCGGCAGCUGCUGCGGCCGAGCGGUGCGCGCUCGGCCUCGGCGUCCACGCGCGCCCCGCCUCGCCCUCGCCGGCGCUGCUCCCGCCGGCGGCUCUCCGCCGCGGCCGCCGCCUCCCCGCGGCCACCACCACCCUCGCCGUCUCCCGUCGGAGCCUCCUCGCCCCUCGCGCCAUCGCCGCUUCCACCGGCCGCGCCUCCCCGGGCCUUGUCGGAAGGUUCACCCUGGAUGCCAACUCCGAGCUUAAGGUGACAUUGAACCCAGCACCGCAGGGUUCGGUGGUGGAGAUCAAUCUAGAGGCAACUAACACCAGCGGCUCCCUGAUACUGCAUUGGGGCGCCCUUCGCCCGGAUAGAGGAGAAUGGCUCCUACCAUCCCGGAAACCAGAUGGCACGACAGUGUACAAGAACAGGGCUCUUAGGACGCCUUUUAUAAAGUCAGGUGAUAACUCCACGCUGAAAAUUGAGAUAGAUGAUCCUGCAGUGCAAGCCAUUGAGUUCCUCAUAUUUGAUGAGGCACGGAAUAAUUGGUACAAAAACAAUGGCCAGAAUUUCCAAAUUCAGCUACAAGCGAGCCAAUAUCAAGGGCAGGGUACAUCUACUGCUACUUCUUCUACUGUGGUUCCAGAGGAUCUUGUGCAGAUACAAUCAUAUCUUCGGUGGGAAAGAAAGGGAAAGCAGUCAUAUACACCUGAGCAAGAGAAGGAGGAGUAUGAAGCAGCACGAACUGAGUUGAUAGAGGAAUUAAACAAGGGUGUUUCUUUGGAGAAGCUACGAGCGAAACUGACAAAGACACCUGAGGCAACUGAUAGUAAUGCUCCUGCAUCUGAAAGCACUGUGACUACUAAAGUCCCAGAGGAACUUGUACAAGUCCAGGCUUACAUAAGGUGGGAGAAAGCAGGCAAGCCAAAUUAUGCCCCAGAGAAGCAAUUGGUCGAGUUUGAGGAAGCAAGGAAGGAACUGCAGUCUGAGUUGGAUAAGGGGACCUCAGUUGAGCAGUUGAGGAACAAAAUUUUGAAAGGGAACAUUGAGACAAAAGUUUCCAAGCAGCUGAAGGACAAAAAAUACUUUUCUGUGGAAAGAAUUCAGCGGAAAAAACGAGAUAUUGUGCAACUACUUAAAAAACACAAGCCUACUGUUAUGGAAGCGCAAGUAGAGACUCCUAAACAACCCACUGUUCUGGAUCUCUUCACAAAGUCAUUACAGGAGCAGGAUAACUGUGAGGUUCUAAGCAGAAAGCUUUUCAAGUUCGGUGACAAGGAGAUACUGGGAAUUACCACCGUUGCUCUAGGAAAAACCAAAGUUCACUUGGCAACAAACUAUAUGGAGCCACUUAUACUUCACUGGGCGUUGUCAAAAGAGAAUGGAGAGUGGCAGGCACCUCCCUCAAGCAUAUUGCCAUCUGGUUCAUCAUUGCUAGACAAGGCAUGUGAAACUUCAUUCAGUGAAUAUGAAUUGAAUGGUCUGCAUUGUCAGGUUGUUGAGAUCGAGCUUGACGAUGGUGGAUACAAGCGGAUGCCCUUUGUUCUCCGGUCUGGUGAAACAUGGAUGAAAAAUAAUGGCUCUGACUUUUACUUGGAUUUCAGCACCAAAGUUGCAAAAAAUACAAAGGAUACUGGUGAUGCUGGUAAAGGCACUGCUAAGGCCUUGCUUGAAAGAAUAGCAGAUCUAGAGGAAGAUGCCCAACGAUCUCUUAUGCACAGAUUCAAUAUUGCAGCAGAUCUAGUUGACCAAGCAAGAGAUAAUGGAUUAUUGGGUAUUAUUGGAAUUUUUGUUUGGAUUAGGUUCAUGGCUACAAGGCAACUAAUAUGGAACAAGAACUACAAUGUGAAGCCACGUGAGAUAAGCAAAGCACAAGAUAGGUUUACAGAUGAUCUUGAGAAUAUGUACAGAACUUACCCACAAUAUCAGGAGAUCUUAAGAAUGAUAAUGUCUGCUGUUGGUCGGGGAGGUGAAGGUGAUGUUGGUCAACGCAUUCGUGAUGAGAUAUUAGUAAUCCAGAGAAAUAAUGACUGCAAAGGUGGAAUGAUGGAGGAGUGGCACCAGAAACUGCACAACAAUACAAGCCCAGAUGAUGUAGUGAUCUGCCAGGCCCUACUUGAUUAUAUCAAGAGUGAUUUUGAUAUUGGUGUUUACUGGGACACCUUGAAAAAAGAUGGUAUAACAAAAGAGCGUCUAUUGAGCUAUGAUCGACCGAUUCAUUCAGAGCCAAAUUUCAGGAGUGAACAGAAAGAUGGCUUACUCCGUGACUUGGGCAAUUAUAUGAGAAGCCUCAAGGCAGUGCAUUCUGGUGCUGAUCUUGAAUCUGCUAUAGCAACUUGCAUGGGAUACAAAUCAGAGGGUGAAGGUUUCAUGGUUGGUGUUCAGAUUAAUCCAGUGAAGGGUUUGCCAUCUGGAUUUCCUAAAUUGCUUGAAUUUGUACUUGACCAUGUUGAGGAUAAAUCAGCAGAACCACUUCUUGAGGGGUUAUUGGAGGCUCGAGCUGAACUACACCCUUUGCUCCUUGGCUCUCCUGAACGCAUGAAGGAUCUUAUCUUUUUAGACAUUGCUCUUGAUUCUACUUUCAGGACAGCAGUUGAAAGAUCAUAUGAGGAGCUCAAUAAUGUAGAACCAGAGAAAAUUAUGUACUUCAUCAGUCUUGUCCUUGAAAAUCUUGCUUUAUCCACCGACGACAAUGAAGAUAUCCUAUAUUGCUUAAAGGGAUGGAAUCAAGCCUUGGAAAUGGCUAAACAGAAAAACAACCAAUGGGCUCUCUAUGCUAAAGCAUUUCUGGACAGAACCAGACUUGCCCUUGCAAGCAAGGGAGAACAAUACUAUAAUUUGAUGCAGCCCUCAGCUGAAUAUCUUGGCUCGUUACUUAACAUUGACCAAUGGGCAGUUAAUAUCUUUACAGAAGAAAUUAUUCGUGGUGGAUCAGCUGCUACCCUGUCUGCUCUUCUGAAUCGGAUUGAUCCUGUUCUUAGGAAUGUUGCACAGCUUGGAAGUUGGCAGGUUAUAAGCCCAGUUGAAGUAUCAGGUUACAUUGUAGUGGUUGAUGAAUUGCUUGCUGUUCAAAACAAAUCCUAUGAUAAACCAACUAUCCUUGUGGCAAAGAGUGUCAAGGGAGAGGAAGAAAUACCAGAUGGAGUUGUUGGUGUUAUUACACCUGAUAUGCCAGAUGUUCUCUCCCAUGUAUCAGUCCGAGCAAGGAAUUGCAAGGUUUUAUUUGCAACAUGCUUUGAUCCUAACACCUUGUCUGAACUCCAAGGACAUGAUGGGAAAGUGUUUUCCUUCAAACCUACUUCUGCAGAUAUCACCUAUAGGGAGAUUCCAGAGAGUGAACUGCAAUCAGGUUCUCUAAAUGCAGAAGCUGGCCAGGCAGUGCCAUCUGUGUCAUUAGUCAAGAAGAAGUUUCUUGGAAAAUAUGCAAUAUCAGCAGAAGAAUUCUCUGAGGAAAUGGUUGGGGCCAAGUCUCGCAACGUAGCAUACCUCAAAGGAAAAGUACCCUCAUGGGUUGGUGUCCCUACAUCAGUUGCGAUUCCAUUUGGGACCUUUGAGAAGGUUUUGUCUGAUGAAAUCAAUAAGGAAGUCGCGCAAACCAUACAAAUGCUGAAGGGAAAACUUGCUCAAGAUGAUUUUAGUGCUCUAGGCGAAAUACGGAAAACUGUUCUCAAUUUAACUGCUCCUACUCAACUGAUCAAGGAACUGAAGGAGAAGAUGCUAGGCUCUGGAAUGCCCUGGCCUGGAGAUGAAGGUGACCAACGUUGGGAGCAAGCAUGGAUGGCAAUUAAAAAGGUUUGGGCGUCAAAAUGGAAUGAAAGAGCAUAUUUUAGCACUCGUAAGGUGAAGCUUGAUCAUGACUACCUUUCCAUGGCUGUACUUGUACAAGAAAUUGUCAAUGCAGACUAUGCCUUUGUCAUUCAUACUACUAACCCAUCAUCGGGAGAUUCGUCUGAGAUAUAUGCUGAAGUGGUGAAAGGGCUUGGAGAAACACUUGUAGGAGCCUAUCCUGGUCGCGCCAUGAGCUUUGUAUGUAAGAAAAACGACCUUGACUCUCCCAAGGUACUGGGUUUCCCAAGCAAGCCAAUUGGUCUCUUCAUAAAGAGAUCAAUCAUCUUUCGUUCAGAUUCCAACGGUGAGGAUUUAGAAGGGUAUGCUGGAGCAGGACUGUAUGAUAGUGUCCCUAUGGAUGAGGAAGAUGAAGUCAUACUCGACUACACCACCGACCCCCUCAUUACAGAUCAGGGAUUCCAAAAAUCUAUCCUCUCGAGCAUUGCACGGGCUGGUCAUGCCAUUGAGGAGCUUUAUGGGUCCCCACAGGAUGUUGAGGGUGCAGUGAAGGAAGGGAAGCUAUACGUAGUACAGACAAGACCACAGAUGUAAUCUAUAUGUAUAUUUUAUAGCCAAGUCAAUCAGGCAAUGUUGUAGAGUAAGAUAUACGGGCCGUGGGACAUGUAUAACACGUUACGCCCUUUUUUUUAUUAUUUGCUUUCAUACUCACAAUACACUAAUUUAUAGGGCUUAUUUUAUCGCCAAUAAGUGUAAUCUGACUAUGAUCAUAAAUAAGCCUCCUAGGCUACUGAAAACCAUUAAAGGUUAUUUUGAUCAACUGGAUUUUGCUUCUGCAA
Molecule: messenger RNA, 4652 nt
Organism: Oryza sativa Japonica Group (Japanese rice)
Lineage: Eukaryota; Viridiplantae; Streptophyta; Magnoliopsida; Poales; Poaceae
Product: alpha-glucan water dikinase, chloroplastic
Biological process (GO): phosphorylation
Molecular function (GO): ATP binding; kinase activity
Source: RefSeq, a predicted model, not a curated record